AUGCCGCGCAGUGACGGAGAAAAGGUCUAUCUGGAAGCAGUUUACCGAAUGCCCAAACUCUUGAUCGCCGUCAUUUUUGCCUUUCAGACCGUGGCGCUUGGUUUCACUGCAUCGGGCUGCAUUGUAUUUGCAUUCAACCUAGUCGUAGCAGCGGGCAAAGAGGCAUUGGAAUGGGAGGAGCGUGGAGUAGCCGUCGGCGUGUUUGGUGGUGAUCACCUUGGUUCAUGUCUUGGUACCCCGCUGGGGUGUACGCAGCAUGAACGUGCUCAGAGUGUAUAA
This is a messenger RNA of Penicillium argentinense, 279 nucleotides long. Its product is annotated as High affinity methionine permease. Bases 1 to 279 code for a protein of 92 amino acids. The transcript is spliced from 2 exons. NCBI's taxonomy places the organism in Eukaryota, Fungi, Ascomycota, Eurotiomycetes, Eurotiales, Aspergillaceae. The record is from RefSeq and is a predicted model, not a curated record.